CAAGACUUCAAGCAGGCAGCCUGCGUGCACCUCAAUUUCAACAGUCACGUAUUGAGCACCACAGCUGAUACGGGUUUACCAGACUAAAGACAGAAGUUCAAGGCAAGACCAGCAUGGAUGACUUUGAGAUAAACUGGAAUGACUUUGACGAUUAUGUGAACAAUAGUACGGAAUAUGUCAAUCACAGCUAUGCCACUCAUGAAGUUGUUGCUCUAUGCAAUAAACUUGACAUAGUGAAGUUUGGCGCUAGAAACCUCCCUCCGUUUUACUACAUCAACUUUCUGAUCAGUGUGCUGGGAAACGGCCUGGUGCUCUACAUCAUCUACAAGUAUGAGAAGCUGUCCACAGUCACCAACAUCUUCUUACUCAACUUGGUCAUCUCCGACCUGCUGUUCGCCUGCAGCCUCCCCUUUGAUGCUGUCUACUACGCCUCCGAGUGGAUCUUUGGACUGGCCAUGUGCAAGCUGGUGCGCAGCCUCUUCUCCGUGGGCUUCUACAGCUCCAUCCUCUUCCUCACGCUCAUGACCUUCGACCGCUACCUGGCCGUGGUGCACGCCGUCACGGCCGCCAAGCAGAGGCGGAAGGCCUACGCCAUCAGCUCCUCCGUAGUGGUGUGGGUGGUCAGCUUGGCAUCCAGUGUCAAAGAACUGAUUCUGUACACCACCAGCAAUGACCCAAAGUUUGGAGAGAUGUGUGAGGACUUUGGCUUUAAGAAAGACAACUGGCAACUGUUUGGAUACUACCAGCAGUUCUUCCUCUUCUUCCUCGUUCCUCUGGCCAUUGUCCUGUACUGCUAUGUGAGAAUCACGGUGCGGAUCAUGGACACGCGCAUGAAGGAGAAGUGCAGAGCGGUGAAGCUGAUCUUUGUCAUCGUGCUGACCUUCUUCAUCUGCUGGACCCCCUACAACAUCGUCAUCCUCCUCAAAGCCCUGGAGAUGUCCUCCAUCACCACAGCAGAGUGUCCCUCAGAUGCUCUGGACUACGCUCACUUCAUCACGCGCAACCUGGCCUUCCUCUACUGCUGCAUCUGCCCCGUCUUCUACACGUUCAUAGGCAAGAAGUUCCAGAACCACUUCAGGAGAAUGCUGGCCCGACACAUGCCCUGCCUGAACAUCACCGUCAUUGACACUAGUCAGAGCAGCAGAACAACUUCUCACAAGAGUCCGCAUAUAACUGACUACUGAUAGAUCAGCUUACCAACACUCUCUCCAGGGUCCAGGGUCGGAUUAAUGCACAGGCUAGAUAGACUGCAGCCUCGGGGCCACCGAGCAGUUUUAGAAGUUUCUUUUCAAAAUUCAUGCUGCCCAUUCACAAAUCCUUUUUCAUGAAUACUUACCUCCACCAUCACAUUCUAAGUAUUUAUUCAUAAUAAUAUCAUAUAUUCAUGAAAAGAUCAAAGUUGGCAAUAGGCUGCACAGUUUCAAUGAGCAACAUAGUUGCAAUACCAUGGUAGGUGCAGAUAAUGGACCCUCAGAGCAACACUGCCAUCCAUUUCCUCAACACCUUCUUCAGGGCGCAACCGAAACGUGACGGCUUGAUGUCCAUGUUACAAUAAAGGACUUUAGGAGUGCCUCGGACCCCCUCUGUCUAUACCUUAAGUUUUCAUUUUUGGAAACUGAUGAGCACAUAAAGAUGUUUUAUGAAACUAUACCCCCAGACGCAACAUAUUUUUCUCUCUCUACACCCUCAAAAUAGUGACAUUACACAGCUUAGCUCUUGCAAGCCUACUGCUGCCUCACUAAAGCCCUGCCACUGCUGUUCCUGACAAUAUUUUAUGGACUCGUAACUUAUUCUGAAGUACACGACAGGGAUGCUAUGCACUUACAUCAUAGGUAAGGGUUACAGUGUACUUGUUAUAGUAAUCAAUAAGUUAUGGUAUGACUUAAAUUUAAGGCAAUGAUAUGGGAAAUGUAGUGAAUAUUCAUCCUAAAUUACAUGUAAUGGGUCUUUUGUUUUUGCAUCUUGCACUUUGCUCUGUUUGAACUACGUGUAUCUGAUGAUGAUGAAUGGUUUGUGCACACAUCAAAUGUGUCCACGACAUUUUGUGUUUUAUUUGUGAAGCAUUUGUGUGACAUGUGUGUCUGUUCCUAGACUUGACAAAAGGUGACUAAAAUAAAUAAAAAUUUCAGACAAAACAGCAGUCAAAGAACAGUCAAUUGUCUUGAUUGUUGUCUUUUG
Engraulis encrasicolus (European anchovy) is the source of this 2178-nucleotide messenger RNA. Its product is annotated as C-C chemokine receptor type 4-like. The coding region runs from base 114 to 1184 and encodes 356 amino acids. Gene Ontology annotation, biological process: positive regulation of cytosolic calcium ion concentration; cell chemotaxis; calcium-mediated signaling. Gene Ontology annotation, molecular function: C-C chemokine receptor activity; C-C chemokine binding. Gene Ontology annotation, cellular component: membrane; external side of plasma membrane. Lineage: Eukaryota; Metazoa; Chordata; Actinopteri; Clupeiformes; Engraulidae. The record is from RefSeq and is a predicted model, not a curated record. The transcript has 2 exons.